AUGUUGGAGCAGCGCUGCCAUCGCCAUGCUGACUGCGGUGCCCAAAGCUACUGCCACAAUUCGGAUGACGGGCGGACUUUCACGUGCAAGCGUUGUGCACAGUGGAACUCGCUCAGGCUGUCCACCUCCGUCACCAAUAUGGUGCCGCCUGCGUGCAUGGCUCUGGAGCGGGAGCGUGGGAUCGAGCGUGGCCCGUGUGAGGAGCUCUUCGCCAGCGCUUGCCUCUUCAAGAACGAAUCCUUUCAAAUUACACGACGGGGACACGAAGACAAGCAGGAGCGGUUACUAUUGGGGUUGCUGCGGUCUCUGCGUGCGGUCAAGACGACACUGCCCGUGCAUACCAUGAUCUUUGACGGCACCCUCCAGAAGCCAAGCCUGCUGCGCCUUCGCCGGCUCGGGACACGCGUGCUGCCGAUUGCACUUGACGCCUUUCGGCCUCCGCCUUGGGCCAUGGUCAAACGGCGCGGGACUUUUGCCAAAUUGGCACUGCUGACGCUCACGCAGUUUGAGGUCGUGGUUUGGCUCGACAAUGACUGCAGGGCCGUGCGGAAUAUCGACAGCCUCGCGCUCGCGCCCACGCCCGCAUUCGUCUUUGCGUCGCAGGACUUUGGGCUCAACUCGGGCGUCAUGGUGAUUCGACCGAGCCUCAACGAUUCCGCACAAGUCCUCCAGCUCCUUGCGCAGCCGGCACCGCCCAAGCAGUGGCGCUGGACCAAAGGCUUUGAUUGGCCGGUGUAUCAUGCCUGGCGCGAGGGAGGCGGUGGCGCUACGGACCAGGAGCUGUGGACGGCCUUGUUCAAUGCCAAAGCCAUGGCUGAUGGCAGCGCGGUGUACGAGCUGCCAACGGGUUUCAAUUUCCGCUGGUUUUGGCAGAUGUCGCACGCGGAGCGCUGCAAAGUCUCGAUCGAGCGUCCUAUGAAUCUAAAAUCUGAGGAUUCAGGAUUGAGGCAUCGCUUCAGUGAGGCCAAAGUGAGUUUAUGGAUGUGUGAGAGCGGACGGGUCGGCCCGGAGUAUCAGAGUAGCCGUCGAGUGGUCGCGGCGAGCAGCGCCGGCCACUCCGGCGCCGCGUCGGCAACAUGGGAGCAUGUCCACCGCCACUUCGCGGUCGCAGCGCUGUUUGUCGCCCGAAACGCCGCAUAUCCCUCUGGCGGGCCAAAGAUCGACUCGCAUGUCGAUUUCGACUUGACGGCAGCACAUGGAGGCAUCACAGUCAAGUGA
Emiliania huxleyi CCMP1516 is the source of this 1218-nucleotide messenger RNA. RefSeq lists its product as hypothetical. The transcript is spliced from 4 exons. Gene Ontology annotation, molecular function: glycosyltransferase activity. Lineage: Eukaryota; Haptophyta; Isochrysidales; Noelaerhabdaceae. The record is from RefSeq and is a predicted model, not a curated record. The coding region runs from base 1 to 1218 and encodes 405 amino acids.